Batrachochytrium dendrobatidis JAM81 is the source of this 933-nucleotide messenger RNA. RefSeq lists its product as uncharacterized. The transcript is spliced from 2 exons. Bases 1 to 933 code for a protein of 310 amino acids. Lineage: Eukaryota; Fungi; Chytridiomycota; Chytridiomycetes; Rhizophydiales. The record is from RefSeq and is a predicted model, not a curated record.
AUGAUGAUGCUUUCAAAGCGCAGUCUAGGUAGUAUUCAAGCACAAAUUGUAUUGCAGUAUGAGCGAGUUGGUGUCAGUCGUAUUUGGUCAACAAUGCUAAUCUACUGGCUUGUGAUAUAUGUUGGAAUCAAAAAAAUGUACCGUGAUGAUGAGGAUGAUUUUGAUUACAUUUAUCAUCUCCCACAUGCAGAUCUUGAUCGGAUAGUCAUUCGCAAUCCAUUCAAACCAUCUCACUCUGUUCAUUCUAAAACAAAAUCAAUUGGCAACCUAUCCCUUACAUCUCGCCAUUCCAUCAAAGCAAUUCGUAGCACGCUAGAUGUGAAUGUUGGGAAACUGUCUGCAUCGUAUCGUGCAGCUAUUGCUUCCCAUAGCUCAUUGAACCAAUCCAAGUCCAGUUUAUCCGAUUUGACAACUGGUCAAACAAGCAGUUCAAACAUGAUUUCAGAUGUGGUGGAUAUCAAUCCAAAAGGAACUUUGAGCAUGAUGAAUAGCACUCUGGGAUUGACGAUGGAUAUGAGCCGAUCGAGUUUGAAGAAAUCGCAUUUGACUGCUGGUGGAUUGCUGAAUCCAAAUCAAAAUGCACAUAUAAUCAGAUCAAAACGAGUCAGUGUAAGCAGCAACGAAACGAGUAGUCGCCAAAGUAAGAUUGGUGGUAAUAUGGCAAAUAUUGACAAUGGCAAUUCCGAGUAUCUUGGUGGUUUGCAUUAUGGCAAUGGUGAAUUGAUGGAUGUUUUUGACGACGAAUACAGUCGGGAUGAAGCGAUUCAAAUGGAUACUUUAGCCAUGGUUAAGCCAUUCAAAGCAAUGCCUAGAUGGUUGACUAACAUCAUGCGACCACAAUGGGUUGCUGGAUUAGGCGCUUGUUUGGUGUUUGGGCUUACUGUUCAUUCGUUGAUUACAGCAGCAAUAUAUCAACAGACACAUUCGGUAUAG